AUGCCUUGGAAGUAUACGAUUCCCACUGAAAAACGCAAUCUUGCCAUUGCAGAGAUUGUCAUCUAUUCCCUCAUUCUCGUCGCCCAGUUCCCGAUCAGAUGUAUCCAAGAAUGGAGGUACUGGCAUCAUGGCAAGAACCAAAACUGGGCCCGUUGUAUAUUCUACUCCUGGUUCAGCAUGAUAGGGCUGUUGUCGCAGCUUCGGAUCGCUGGCUCAGCUAUGGUGCUGGCUUCCUCACACCCUGACAAACCAAUGCUCAUCGCCGAAACAUCCCUGCAAAGUGUUGGGCUGUCACCUCUUUUAUUUGAAGUCACUCUUGUUCUGCUCAGAUGUGGCCAAUCCGGAGAAUUCGGGCCCGGCAACUCGAAACAUCCCAAGACAACGCGCUUCGCUCUGCACGGCUUGCGCUUCCCCAUCAUUGUCGGCAUCGUGCUCACAAUCGUGGGCAAGAAUAUUGGAAUCCACGCCAUGGCAGUAGCCGGGUCAAUCCUGCUGGUCAUAGCGUUUUCCUUGGUUUGUGGUCUGGUCUCCUGGUUGGCGGUGAAAUCCCGCUCGACACUCUCUGUGACCGGUCAUCGAGGAGUUUGCUUGGUUCUGUUGGCUCUUCCGUUCCUAUUUAUUCGGGUCGUGUAUUUCAUUCUCCAGGCGUAUGGCGGUCCAAAAUAUGAGCCUGCGACGGGCGAGACGGGGAUCUUGGUUGGUAUGGGGCUUUUGAUGGAGAUCAUCGCUCUGGCUGUGCUUUUGGUAGCCCGAGCAGUGAUAGAACCAAUUUCUUUGGAUGAAGCGAAGACAAAUUGGCGAGUAUAA
Messenger RNA from Penicillium lagena, 807 nucleotides. RefSeq lists its product as uncharacterized. The transcript is spliced from 3 exons. Bases 1 to 807 code for a protein of 268 amino acids. Lineage: Eukaryota; Fungi; Ascomycota; Eurotiomycetes; Eurotiales; Aspergillaceae. The record is from RefSeq and is a predicted model, not a curated record.